Molecule: messenger RNA, 831 nt
Organism: Lachancea dasiensis
Lineage: Eukaryota; Fungi; Ascomycota; Saccharomycetes; Saccharomycetales; Saccharomycetaceae
Source: the annotation of a GenBank genome assembly
AUGUCUUCAUUCGACGCCGCCUUAGAUCUGCUCAGAAGGCUAGAUCCCACCAAAGUGGAGAAACAUCUGAGCCAACUGAUACAAUUAGAUCCUAGCUUGGCGGAGGACCUACUAUCGUCGGUCGAUACACCCCUACAAGUGAAGAAGGAUCCAAAUGCAGCCCAAAAAGAAUUUCUGACGUGCGACUACAAUCGGGACAUCGACUCUCAUCGUUCCCCAUGGUCCAACCAGUACGUUCCACCGCUUUCGGCGGCGGAUCUCGAGGAAUCGCCCUUUCCCACGGCUGCUGUCAGACGGAUGGAGGAACUCGCAAACGAUUCUUUUGACAUCUAUCGCGAACUAUACUACGAGGGCGGCGUGUCAUCAGUGUACAUGUGGGAUCUUGGUGAUGAUGUUGAGGACUUCGCGGGAGUCGUGUUGUUCAAAAAGAGCGGCCAAAGCAAGAGCUCGUGGGACGCGAUCCACGUCUUUGAAGCACUCCAGGGCGAAGACUCACGUCAAUGGGAAUACCGCGUCACUACCACCAUUAUUUUGCAUUUGGACUCAGGGCGCGAGGCACAACUUUCUGGAAACUUGACGCGCCAAACACAAAAAACCGAAACCAAGCCCGUUUCGGUCGCACAGGACACAGAUGCUUAUAAAGUCUGGCAUAUUUCCAACCUGGGAUCUCAUAUUGAAGCCGUCGAGUCGCAAAUGCGUACGCAAUUGGAGGUGGUGUACUUCGACAAAACACGUGACAUCUAUCGCGAACUCAGGGAUCCGUCUGUUGCCACCGCCUCCGACAAUCGCUUGGCCCACGAGCAGGUCGUGAAAGGUCUCCAAGGUAUGUGA